Molecule: messenger RNA, 615 nt
Organism: Eremothecium sinecaudum
Lineage: Eukaryota; Fungi; Ascomycota; Saccharomycetes; Saccharomycetales; Saccharomycetaceae
Gene: VFA1
Product: Vfa1p
Exons: 1
Coding region: 1-615 (204 amino acids)
Biological process (GO): vacuolar transport
Cellular component (GO): endosome
Source: RefSeq, a predicted model, not a curated record
AUGGAGAACGUUUAUACGCUCCGAAAGGUGGCACAGAAAGACGCGUCCUCAUGUUUGAUUUGCUAUAAAUCUACUGUAACUGUCCUGUAUAACAAGUCAGGCAAGGAUUGGUUCUACUGCUGCAGCCUGCACUUGGAAGACAACACACAAUUCGCCCAACCCAUAUACCCAAAGUCUUACUACGACGCCCUACAAACCGUACAAGCUUUAGAUAGUAAGCUCCAGCGACAUAAAAUCAAUCAGUCUGGAAAUUGGGAUGUCUGGCUAAACAAGCUGCUUAAGCGUAAGCAGGACAGUAAGCCUGGUGAUACACAAGAAUCCACUGAUAAACCUGAUAAACCAGAUAAACCAGAUAAACCAGAUAAACCUGUCUCCGAAUCUAUUGCUGAUUUACAGCGACAGCACCUGAAUGCCGUAGAUGAACUAGCAUCCAUAAAGAAAGCAUCGCGGACGUAUUCUUUGAAUUCUAUAAUUUUUGAGAGUAGGGUUGAGAGGUUGAAACAACUCGCUAAAAAUAUAAAAGAGCAGAAAGAGAAGGAAAAGGCUUACAGCAACACUGAUCCUGAUGAAUUAGUAGCUAAUUUUAAGUUCCCAGAAGUGCCAAGGUCAAAAUAA